Molecule: messenger RNA, 2010 nt
Organism: Momordica charantia (bitter melon)
Lineage: Eukaryota; Viridiplantae; Streptophyta; Magnoliopsida; Cucurbitales; Cucurbitaceae
Source: RefSeq, a predicted model, not a curated record
UCUAAAUUUUUCCUUCUCUAAAAAGAGUCCCACCACUCUAUUCCAAGCCUUGAGAAUAGCUAGGAAGAUCUCUUGGUGGCCCUCAUUGGAGCUAUUUGAAGAAUUUUGAAAAGCUACAAAGGCAAAGUUUGGUGAUGAGACUAGGGAAGAAAAGGUGGCUGGUUUUCUUGGAGGCACACUGGGCAAUCUCCCUGUGAAUGAGUUGUUUGACAUGUAUCGAGCACUCGUCCAAGACGCGGCCUAACAGAAGGACCCUGUCCUUUGUAAUAGACGAAUAAUGCAUUGUGGGUAUGACUUGGCUCUUGACGAAGUAGAGCCAGAAGUUGGCCUCCGAUGUGAGUGGACCAAACUUGAGCGAACGGACAUCUUUAUCAGUCACUUACCAUGAGCCCCUUCUACCCAUACCAGCUGUAGGCCAUGGUCAAGCUCACGAAUGGAGGGCUGUUGGACUAGCUCACUGAAGGCAGUGUGCAGGAUGUUGAGGAUAGUUAUUCCGGUUCACCCUAUAGAGCCUAUAGAUUGGGUGUAUUUCUUGUUUUAGUCACGGCGGGAGUCGGGUUAAAGCAUGUGUUUAGUAUCUCGAGAAAGAGCCGUGAAUAUUUGGAUGUGAAGUGAAAGUGCCCUUAUGGUAACUGCCUAUCUAAGUUUGGGUCGAGUCCGAGCUCCGAGGUCAUUGAUACGUCCCCAUAAGUGGUGAUCCGUGAGAGGUUUGCGAGGACGAAGCCCGUAGUGAAGAUGAGGGAUGUCGAGACCUCACUUGAGGUAUUUGAUGUUUCACCUCUUCAAGAGGUUCAAAGGAAGUCUCCAUCCAAUAAAUCUAAGAAUAAUAAGAGAAAAACUAUCUCUUCUGAUGAUGUCGUGCCCGAGGUGAGGGUAGACGGCAUUACUGGUCUUGCGAACGAUCCCAAAGCUAGGGUAGGGGCAACGUUCGACAUUUAUAUGAGGUUCAAAAUUGAACCUUCAAGCGCUGGUAUCAAGGAGAAGGUGGCAAAAACGUCCAGCGUCUGCUUUGAUCGCGGCUUGCAGCAGGCGUCAAAAUUUGUCAUCGUCCCUAGGUCGGGCAUCAAGAAGAUUAUCGACUACACAGUCAAGGUGCAUGCGGUCAGCUGCCAUGCCGCCAUCAUUAUGAAGUCUAAACUGGACGACCGUGACCUCAUCAUGGUAAACGAACGCGAGGCCUUCUCUGUGGCUUUAGAGGUUGCUACUACUCUCGAAAGGGAGCUAAAAGAAGCAAGGGUCGAGAACGAGGUCCUCAAGUCUAAACUGGAGGCUAAGUUCAAAAGUGAUGAGAAUGAGGUGGAGCACCAACAAGAGCUAUUCAAGUCCACAUAUGUCAUCGUCAAAGGGUUGGAGAAUGAAAAAUUCAAGCUGAUGAGGCGCAAUGAUCAUCUUACUCGUGAUGCCAAGACUCACCAGUCCGAGGUAAAAGAGUUGAAGGUUGAAGUGGAGCUACACAAGGCAAAACUCAGCAAUGGUGUUCUUCUUGAAGAAGCCUUCCAAGCCCAUCUUGACUUCGAUGUGUUUGUGAACGACUUCAGCGAUGUCGACUUCAAAUUUCUAAUGAAAGGCAUCAUGGAGGUAGCCCUUGAUCUCGACCUCGAACCGGUCAAGCAGACAUACACUAAGAAGUGGGCUUCUGGUCCAAUUAAAACUCUUGGCCCCUAGAGUUUGGUGGACAGGUAUGUGAGGGAUCUCAACUCGAAGGCUGAGGACGAUGACGAGGAGGAAGAUGACCUAGCCCAGAAAAGCGAUGUUGUUCGCACCACACCAUUGGUGAAGAUGGGGUGUUCUUUAUGCUCCUGCUGCUCCCUCGUCUCAAGAAGCUGGCCUUUGAGACUCCAAAGAGCUUCACUUCCUAGCUUCCCAGGCAGAGCUCGGGUCGCACCUCAAAAACUCCUGAUUGACCCCCAACUAUCUUAUGUUUCUAAUGCUUUCUUUUGAAAUGAAUGAAAAAUACUUUCUUCAAUUUGUCAAGUUUUAUCUUGGAUGUUCAGCCGACCUUUGUGUCGC